CGAUAGCUCGCCGGAGCCGUUUUGACAGGCAGUCGAGGUUGCAGCAGGCAGAGGGAGACGGUGACAGGAAGGUAAAGCAGGGAAGGCAGCAUCAUGGCGGACAGAGACAGCGGCAGUGACCACGGAGGGCCUACCUCGGGCCCUGGCUCGCUGCCGCCGGGUGCGAUGGGAGCCAUGUCCCGGCUACAGCACGACACCGAGGAGCUCGCCUCGAAACGGGUCGACAUCCAAAACAAGCGAUUCUACCUUGACGUCAAGCAGAAUGUGAAAGGACGCUUCCUAAAGAUAGCCGAGGUCGGCGCUGGGGGAAACAAGAGCCGCCUCACGCUCUCGAUGUCGGUGGCCGUGGAGUUCCGUGAUUAUCUCGGUGACUUUAUCGAGCAUUACGCCCAGCUGGGCCCGAGCAACCCCGACUUGGUGCAGGAUGAGCCCCGGCGGGCGCUCAAGAGCGAGUUCUUGGUGCGGGAGAAUCGGAAAUAUUACAUGGAUCUGAAGGAGAACCAAAGGGGGCGGUUCCUGAGGAUCCGGCAGACCGUUAAUCGGGGGCCGGGACUGGGGAGCUCGCAAGGCCAGACCAUCGCUCUGCCGGCACAGGGGCUCAUCGAGUUCCGUGACGCUUUGGCCAAACUCAUCGACGACUACGGCGUGGACGAGGAGCCGGCCGAGCUCCCGGAGGGCACCUCGCUCACGGUGGACAACAAGCGCUUCUUCUUCGACGUGGGAUCCAACAAGUACGGCGUGUUUAUGCGAGUCAGCGAGGUGAAGCCCACCUACCGGAACUCCAUCACCGUUCCGUGCAAAGUGUGGUCCAAAUUUGGCAACACCUUCUGUAAAUACGCCGAGGAGAUGCGGAAGAUCCAGGAGAGGAGUCGAGAGAAACGGGCCUCGGAACUGCUACCUGAGGGCCCGCACGGCGCAGAUGACGGCGACGACGACUGACUGACUGUGACUGACUGACUCACGGGGACGAGACGUGAAGCAAAACUGAGAACUCAUUGAAGAAAUGAGACUUAACAGUGUCAAGUGACUGGAAAGAGAGAUCUCCGAGGGAAUCACCGCCCCCCCCCCUUCCACACACACGCACACACACACACACACACACACACACAUACACACAC
Molecule: messenger RNA, 1118 nt
Organism: Hippocampus comes (tiger tail seahorse)
Lineage: Eukaryota; Metazoa; Chordata; Actinopteri; Syngnathiformes; Syngnathidae
Gene: purab
Product: purine-rich element binding protein Ab
Exons: 1
Coding region: 94-939 (281 amino acids)
Biological process (GO): regulation of transcription by RNA polymerase II
Cellular component (GO): nucleus
Molecular function (GO): DNA-binding transcription factor activity, RNA polymerase II-specific; purine-rich negative regulatory element binding; RNA polymerase II transcription regulatory region sequence-specific DNA binding
Source: RefSeq, a predicted model, not a curated record